Lolium rigidum is the source of this 1081-nucleotide messenger RNA. Its product is annotated as putative F-box/LRR-repeat protein 23. The coding region runs from base 1 to 909 and encodes 302 amino acids. The record is from RefSeq and is a predicted model, not a curated record. Gene Ontology annotation, molecular function: protein binding. NCBI's taxonomy places the organism in Eukaryota, Viridiplantae, Streptophyta, Magnoliopsida, Poales, Poaceae. The transcript has 2 exons.
AUGUCCUCCAUCACCUCCGGCCGUCGCCGCCGACUCCGCCGCAGCGGCGAGGUGCGGCCGUCCGCCGACUGGGCGGAUCUGCCCAUCGACGCGCUUCUGUCUGUGCUCCACAAGCUGGAACCUAUCGAGCUCAUGGUGGGCAGCGCGGGCCGGGUGUGCCGCUCCUGGCGCCGCGCCGUGCGCGACGAGCCCGAGCUCUGGCGCCGCAUCGACAUGCGCGUCCGGAAAGAUCGCCGCUACCGGAUUGACGAAGGCACGGCGAGGGAGGCCGUCCGGCGCGGGUCGGGGCGGUGUGAGGCCUUCUGGGGCGAAGACGCUACCGACCAUUUCCUCCUAUUCCUUGCCGAGCAUGCACCAACUCUAAAGAGCCUUCGCCUCAUAUCUUCUAACCACAUCAGUAACGAAGGGUUGAUCGAGUCAAUCAACAAGUUUCCUAUGCUUGAGGAGCUUGAGCUUUCAUUUUGUAAGAAUGUUUUCGGGAAGGUCUACGAGGUUAUCGGCAUAGCUUGCCCACGUCUGAAAUCUUUCAGACUCAGCUUCCCUUGCUUCUAUAGCAUUGAGGAUGCCGAAUACAAUAAGGAUGAGGAAGCUAUGGGGAUUGCAACAAUGUCCGCGCUGCGCUCCCUUCAACUCUUUGGCAGCGAACUCACCAACAAAGGAUUGACAUCGAUCCUCGACAACUGCACUCACCUGGAGCACCUGGACAUCCGUCAUUGUUUCAAUAUCUACUUUGAUACCGCCCUGCGUGCAAAGUGCGCUAGAAUAAAGACGACGAGGCCUCCUCACGGCUCAACCGAUGACUACGAGUUCUAUAUUGGAAACCCAGUUCGAACACGCGCAAGGAAAACUCGACGAGAUUACGCAUUCUUCGGAAAUUCGAUAUAUAGAGGUUUUCAAGUAGUACCAUGACAGCUUUCUGGUCGAGGAAGCGAGAGCACAUAUUGUUUUUUCUUUUCUUUUCUGGAGUCUUAACAGUUUGCUGUCUGCUUUCAAUAAUCAAUUCUGAAUUCUGAUCACUAUGAUGAUCAAUGCGAUGCUUAUGAUCACUGCCUGAUGAUCAAUGCGAUGCUUAUUGUCAUUA